Molecule: messenger RNA, 1580 nt
Organism: Cynara cardunculus var. scolymus (artichoke)
Lineage: Eukaryota; Viridiplantae; Streptophyta; Magnoliopsida; Asterales; Asteraceae
Exons: 11
Coding region: 162-1226 (354 amino acids)
Source: RefSeq, a predicted model, not a curated record
CGUUGCCUUCUUAGAUUCAAUUUCGUUCUCAAAAUUUGUGCAACUGCUACUAAUUUUCUUGUAUAAAACUAACUAGGAUCGUAGAUUCACUGCUUUAUCAGCUCUCCAAUCCUUCUCGCCAUUAAAAUCUUACCAAUUUCAACCAAUUUAUACUCUUAAAGAUGAUGUCCCCAAAUUAUAUUCCCGAAGACCGAGCUUCUUCUCAUACCAAUCUCAGGCAUGCACCAUUGCAAAUAAUCCAUGUAAUUGGAAGCUUCUUGAGGAUAUGGUCUGUGUACUCCAUGUACAACUAUUUGUCUCAUACAGGAGCUUCUGUUGUGCUUUUUAUCUUUAGCUGUCUUGUUCCAUCAUCUGUUGUUUUUCUGGUUCUGCAAAGGCCUUGGAAAGGCAGACCACUUGCUAAUACACAGGUUGUGCCUUCGGUUAUAAAUGGCGCUCUAACAGCGUUAUAUUUCAUCUUAUGGGGGAUAGGCCUCAAAUCAUGUGGUCCUGUGAGGGCUGUUUUGGCGGAGUAUUCAGGUGCUGUUCUUGGAGUUGUUUCUGCAGUAUUGUAUGGCAGGAGGGGUAACAUAUGGAAAAAGGUGGGUGGACUUGUUGCAAUGUUAGCAUCUUUCUACUUCUUAUCUCAAGGAUGGGCCACCGCUACAUAUUCUCCAUUCUCACUUAAUGAUAGACCUGAUAGCGAGGAUCGGACAGAGGAAACGUUGAACAUGAAGAGCAUGGUAGCUCCAAUCUUUGCUGGCAUCUUAUCAGCAUUGAGAAGGGUAAUUGCUAGGCGUGUCUCACUCAAGAAUCAACUGAAAAGAAGGCUUCAUGCUAUAACUAUUGCUUCCGCGACUUGUUUUCUCUUUCCUGUCGCCAUGUGGGAUAUGAUUGUAGGUUCAACCAAUGUGGAAUUGCCGUUUUCUGCAUGGGCUUUCUCGAGCACCAUCCUCUUUGGCGUAAUCUUAAUAUUUUAUGUGGACAGCAUUGCGGAGGAAAGGCUGCAUAUGGUUUUCUCUUCUCCAAGACAUUUAAUGGUGGCAGGAGGAUGCUUAAUAGUGAUGGAAAUCUUCUACAAAAUGGACUUUUCUUUGCCAGGAUUCGUGAUUUGCUGCAUUCUGUUGGGCUUUGGGAUAUACGAAGCAACGGCUUUGGAACGUGGGAAAAGAGAUUACAAGCAAGAUGCUGACAUCUCAAAUGGGAUUCUUGAAGAUCCAAUUCAGAUGUCUCCUCUUCCAACUUGAAGUUUCUAAGGCUGAAAUGUUUGUUAAAUGCACCCGUAUCGUUUAUCCAUAUCAGAAGAACUACUUUGGAUGCAAUACUUGCCGAAAAGGUCAACAAUCGAUUUCUUCAAUCUGCAGUACUUGACCAUUGAUGCACAGAGCCCGAGCCAAAAUCUGAAGCCGGUAGAGUGACAGAGGCGCAGAUUACUGACUCUUAGCUUGUAUAACAUGUACUUUCAAACAGGUUCCAUCCUUGCUUUCAACUCUGACUCAUAUUUUGAUGUCUGAGCUAAAACAUCAUUGAUUCCAGUAAAAACUUUAUGUACAACACCAUUCUACAUCUAUUCUAUGAAACUCACACCAAUUGACUUCAAA